UUAUUAUUUACAAAUCUUGUUAUUCCAUUUAGAUUCUGGAAAUACACUGACAGAAAGUUCAGGCUACAGCUAUGGUCAACUUAUAGAUUUAGUGGAAUCUGCAAACAUCGAUUUUGAAGCUGAAGUUGAUGAUGUUGGAAAUGAAUGGUCAGAUACCCAAAGUAUUGCCGAUUCUGAAUAUUCAGCAUUGUCCGAUGCAAGUUCUAAUGAUGACACUGCAUCAUCAGGCUCAACUAGAAGUAGAAAGAUUAAAAUAAGAAGAAAAACAAAGACAUUACGAAGAAAGAAAGGAAUCUUGACAGAUCAGAGUAGUUCAUCACAGAGUUCUGGUACUCUGCCAUUACCAAGUUUCGCAGUAAGCCCGUCUUCAAAGUUUAACAUGAUUCAAAAAUGGAGAAACGAUAGUCGUCAAGCUUUAAGAGGUCACCAGUAUCUAAAGGGUCACAAUAAAAGUGGAAAAGACUUCAUAAUGAAUGAAGAAAUGAGAUUUUCAGAGGAAGAAAAUCGGAGUGAAAAUAUGUCUGAUAUAUCAUCAAUGACCAGCUGUACAACUAUGUCAAUGGCUGGUUUGUCUGCAGAUGAAUUUAGUGGAUCAGAAUAUGAUGUUUCUGAUUCUGGUAGUGAUUGGUGUAGUUCAGCCUCUGAUUUGGAGAAAGAAGAAGACAACAUUGAGGAAAAGUCUCCAGAAGAACCAACAUAUUUUCAAAGAAGCCUAAGUUAUCAUUCAGGACAGUUCAGAGCAAGAAAUAUUCUGGAAAAAGAAUAUUUUCAGAAAGGUUUGGAUUUGAGUGAGGAAUGUAUUGAAUCUGUUGGAUCUCAUUAUUUCAAAGGAAAGAUGAUAAUGUACCGUGACAUUCGUAAUAAAAAUUUUGAUGAUCAAUGUCGAAAGUUACCAAAGAUAUAUAAAAAAUGCACUAUCAGUAUUGAAUCAGCUCAUCAAGCUGUUUGUACACCAGUUGAACCAACGGAUGAAAUACAGGAAAUUCAAAUCAUUGGACGAUCAAAAUGUGGUCAAACCUUUACGGAUGAUACAGUAAUAGUUCAGAUUCACUCAAAACAAAUUGGCGGGAAGGUUCAUGGAGAAGUAGUUUCCUUUCUUCAACGACAUCGUUACAAAGAUAUUGACCAUCCUGUGUUUGUAUGUCUUUUAGAUCUUAGGGAAGGACAUUUGAUGAAACCACUCUGUCGUACUCUUCCAAAAUUACAUAUUUUACACUCCAAAGUUAACAGAAAAUUUAAGCAUAUUCGUAAAUCUAGAGUUGAGAUUUAUAACUAUGAUGCCACCAAAGGAACCGUUAGCUUUUUGCGCUAUCAUGAUGUUCAAGAAGGAGAGAGAGAAGAAUGGUUGUUUAUUGUUGCCUUUAUAAAAUGGAAACCCAAUAAAAUAUAUCCCUUGGCAGCAGUUAUUGAUGUCAUUCAUUGCUCACAAAAUCCUUAUGAUGGAAUAAGAAUAAUGUCCAAAGAACACCAAGUGCCUUAUUUCUAUGAAAAAUCCACUGUUGAAGGCAUUAAGGCAGCAUUCAAAGAAGCUAAGGCCUUCAGUACUAAUGAUUACCUAGACAGAACUAGCAAUCUUAGGAUCUUUACCAUAGAUCCACCAGGUUCAAAAGACUUAGAUGAUGCCCUCUCUGUUGAAAGGCAGGAAGAUGGUUCUUAUAAGGUAGGGGUACACAUAACUGAUGUGUCAACUAUUGUCAAGAAAAAUGAUCCAGUGGAUAGAGAAGCACAGGUUAGAUGUGUCACAUUUUACCCAGGUAAAGGAUUCCGUCCAUUUGCUAUGCUGCCUGAACCUUUGAGUGAAAGUAUCUGCAGUUUGCUACCAAAUCAGAAAAAGCCUGUUAUAUCAGUAUAUUUUAAAUUUGAUGAGAAAGGGAAUCUUGCAAAAUCAAUGCCAAUCAUUCAGAAAUCUAUCAUUAAAUCUUGUAAACAGUUUACAUACCAAGAAGUUCAAAAUAUUUUAGAUGACAAAUUAGAAGAACAACCAAUUGAAUUGGCUCAGGAUGUAAAAAUGUUGUAUAAACUUUCCCAGUGUUUGAAAGAAGACAGAUUAGGGCAUGCUUCAUUUUCAUGGCCAGUAGAAAUAGAUGUUUCAGAGGAUGAAAAUCCCAUGGAUACAUAUCAGGCACAUUCCUUAGUUGAAGAAUUUAUGAUACUGACAAACCAUAGUAUUGCCCAACUUUUGAGAAAACAAUAUCCAGGAAGUGUUCCCCUUCUCUGUCAACAGACACCUGCUGAUGAAGUGUUUGACAACUGGUACAAUGUAAAUCAACAUUACAUACAUCACAUUCUUGGUCUUCAAUCAAGACACACACCAAGAGGCACGAUUUCUGUCUUUCAUUCUCCACCAGAAGGGAGAACUAGGAAACUUACACCGGUCCAGACUUGGGUUUUGGAGGAGAUCAAAGAUUUGGUGCCAGAAACUGUACAAAAUAUAUCCAGAAUCAAGCAACUUAUCCAGUCUGAUUUUCUGCAUCCUAAACAAGCUUUGGCAUACCAUGAGUGGAACUUGUUUCAAGAAUCAUCAAAGUAUGUCUGUUCUACAGAGAUAUUGGCAAAUCAAGAAAAAGGCAUCCAUUUCUCCCUGGGAAAAAAAUCUUAUGUCCAUUUUACUUCUCCACUUCGUAGAUACAGUGAUCUCAUUGUACAUAGACUUGUCUCUGCAAUGCUGAUGAAGGCAGUAUCUCCUUAUGACCCUCAAGAAAUAUCAGAUUUAUGUUUGACCAUAAAUGAUGCUACAAAGAGGGCAAACCAGUUUAAGAAAGGUUGUAAGCAGUUCAUUUUUGGUAGAUUUUUCAAGAGAAAUCCUGUUUUAUUCAAUGGUUUUGUGAAAGAAAUAUCAGAUAACGGAAUCAAAAUUGUCAUACCAGGUUUACAAAAACUCCCAAUCUCCAGGAAAGAAAUCCAGUUCAAACUGUUAGAUGUCGCUUGCAAACCAGAGGAAAAAGAUGAUGUUGAAAUGCAAAGUAUGACAGAAUAUGAGAAAGACAGGAAAAUGGUUGUAGUGAAAUGGGAGAAAAGAUUGUACAAUUACACACAUAGAGCAUGCAGAAAACCUAAAACAAGUCGAUUUGAGUCUGAAAAGAAGUAUUUCUCGCCUUAUCUAAGAAUUUUUCCACACCAAAAUACAACUUUUGUAAGGUACAAGGAGCAUUGGAGUACUAUUUUGAAGUUGAUUUUGGAAGAAAAGAUUGAUGAUUUAAAAGAUAUGCUCUACAAGUUUAAAGACCAUGAACAAACAAUAAAUAAUAUUUUACUUGAUAAAGAUACUGUCAGUUCAUUCAAACGAAGUGUGGCUGAUGCUAGCUCAGAAGUUAAACAGGGAAUCAUUGUGGAGCAUAGAUGCCGAUUUCAAGUACCAUACCAUCAUGGACAAAUCAUCCAACUUCAAAUGUCAGCAAGUCUGAAUCGUGGGUUUUUGACACCUUCUCCUCAGGUUCUUGACGUAACAGAAAAUAUUAAGUUCUGCAUUGACCAUUUUGAUAACCCAAUAAAAACAUUGCUACGAUAUGCGAAGUUGCAUACAAAGCCAACAUAUUCCAGGCUGGAGGAUUAUGUCAAAACUUGGAUACCUAUUGUAGAAAUGGAAGCAACCCUCAAUGCAGUGCACAAUGAAGAUACAGCAGUUAUAAAUGACAUCCCAGUAGAAUUUAGGGGACGAAGGGGGAGAUUUGUCUUAACAAAGGGAUUCUGUGAUAUCAGAGAUAUCGAUAUUUCUAGUGGAGAUAUAGAAAAACUAUCAUCUGGGAUUGAUGAUGGGACAGAGAAUAUUAUAGAAGAAUCUGCAGAGCAGAGAAUUAACCCUGAGGAAGAGGAUACCCCAAUGAGUACAGCAAAUGAAACAGAUACCGAAGAAGAAAUGUCAAAUGUAGGUCAGAGGGAAAAUUUGUCUUUUGAUACAAAUCCAGAAGAAAGUAAGACUCGUACAGCAUCUGGAUUGGAGGUUGUUGACCCAGAAAGAGAAAAUAAAGAAACUGAAAACAGGUCACAAGAUGGCAGCUCACAGAAGAAGAAACCAAAGUACACAAAUAUUUUGAGUCCUCACUUUUUAUGCAUUAAAUUGAAAAGGCCUCUACCAGAAAAUGUCAAGGCAAAAAUAGGUAAUUGCCUGCCAAGACAAAGCCAGUACAUUUGGGUAGCUCAUGGUGAACUGUUGAAAUCCAGGAAAAUAAGGACCAAGAAAUUCAGCAAAAGAAGAGAGUGUUUUAAAAAGGUUCUAGAAAUUGAUCUUGUUUUCAAGUUGCAUGAAUGCAGUUCCUUACCACCUGUGACAGAAGUAACAUCUGAUGAUAAAUGUUCCAUAGAACUCAUUUUAAAGCCUAAAGUCUUCAGGAGAAUAGAAUGUUACAUCAAACUAUUAGGACAGGGACAGGCUAGUGAACUCGCUGAGAAUAUUGCAUUAGGACAUACUAUCAGUGCCUCAGAUCAGGAUCAUCUUAGACUUUGUAGAACCAUAAGUUAUGAAGUUGAUAUACUAGGUUUUCCUGCCAACAACACACAGCAGCAUACAGCUAUCAAAAAAGCUCUGAAUUCUAGGUUCAGUUUAAUUCAGGGACCUCCAGGAACAGGGAAGACUUUCACAGGAGUCAAACUUGUGUAUUUAUUUAAUAAGUUGAACAAGCUAGCACAGGAGAGAGAUGGAAAAAGAAGACGAGUGAUUUUCUGUGGACCAUCAAAUAAAUCUGUUGAUCUAGUAGCAAGAUGGGUAGUGAAUAAACUUGGAGACAAGGCUCCAAAAAUAGUCAGAAUGUACGCUAGCGCUUAUGAAUACCUGGACUUUCCUGUACCUGGCCGUGCUAUUAUUUCCAGUAGGUCUAUGAGGUCUGCGCAAUCAGAUCAAUUAUUAAAUGAGAAGGGUGUAGUGCUUCAUCAUAUCAUUCGAUCAGACGGAAAGCCUCAUGCAGCAAAAAUCCAAGAGUUUGAUGCUAAGUUUCAUGCCGACAACAUUAUAAUAAAAGAAAAUGAGAAAGUGCCUCAUGAGCUAAGAAAACCAGUCAACACAAAAUUGCAGGACAUUUAUGAAUACAAACAUUUGCUUCACAAUGCUACUGUAGAGGAGUUAGAUAAUUAUGAUGUCAUAUUUUGUACCACCUCCCUGGCAGGUAAUCCACGGUUGUUGACUGCUACAAAAGAUCAAGUGGCUCAAGUCAUCAUUGAUGAAUGUGGCAUGUGUUCUGAGCCAGAGAGUAUGGUUCCAAUCAUUGCCACACAUGCCACUCAGGUUGUCCUUAUUGGUGAUCACAAACAGUUACGUCCAAUUAUUAUUAGCAGAGAGGCAUCCGAGCUAGGUUUAGAGAAAUCUUUGUUUGAGAGAUAUUCCACUGACCGUUCUCUGAUGACAAUGUUGGAACAACAGUAUAGGAUGAAUACAAGUAUUUGUGAGUUCCCAUCUAGAAUGUUUUAUGGUGGUAAAUUAAAAACAGCUCAUGAGGGUAUUGGCAAAGCAGUUAAACCACUAAAGAUGUGGCGGAAAUCCAACAGCAUCCCAAGAGUGUUUUGUCAUGUUGAAGGAGAGGAAGAAACAUUGACUGUAAAGACAAAGGAAGGGAAUGAACAAUCCAGGAGCAAUAACAGAGAAAUAGAACAAGUGUUAAAAGUAUUUCGACACAUGGUCACAGCUGAAGGUGUGGAUCCAGAAACUAUUAAUGUUAUGUCUCAGUACAAUGCCCAAUGUACAGCACUCAGAGAAGAAAUAACAAAAAAAGGCUUUGACAAGUUCAAUGUCACAACAGUUGUCUCCAGUCAAGGUGGUGAAUGGGACUAUGUGAUCUUUAGUCUGGUUAGAUCAUUACCUAAGUACUUGAUAGAGAAGAAUCCUACAGAGGGAUGGUGUAUACAGAACCUUGGAUUUAUUACAGACAGACAUCAGAUUAAUGUAGCUCUAACAAGAGCUAAGAAGGGACUCGUAAUUAUAGGGAACAAGAACUUACUGAUUUGUGAUGAAGUAUGGAAGAAAUUGAUAGAGGACUAUGAAGAGAAGGGUUGUAUCUUUGAUGCUCGUCAGUUUCCAUGACAAACAUGCUACUAAGGACAUUAUCUUUAUUAAAGUUUACUAAACAAAUAACAUUUUGGCAGCAGAAAUGAAUUGUACUAUAUAUAUUUUAUGUAUGUUCUUGUGCAAACUUCUGAAAUAUGUUUAAACGGUUGUAAAAGUAAAUAUUUUUUACUUGAAUUAAUUAAGAAUUGUAAAUAGACUUAUUAGAACACACAAAAUAUUUCAAAUUUAAAUUGAACACCUCUCAAUAAGGCAAACUAAAUCUAACACGUGUCUAUAGGUCAAACAAAGUUGAACACCUGUCUUCUUAGGUCAAACAACAUAAAACACCUGUCUAUAUUCACACUUUAUUCAACAUAUGUCUAUAGAUCAAACUAAAUUAAACACCUGUCUAUAGGUCAAACUAAAUUAAACACCUGUCUAUAGGUCAAAUUAAAAGUGAUUCAAGGUUAAUAUGUGAAAGCAGAUCUUUUCUGAAGGAUUUGGAUAUAGAAAAAUAUAUAAGAAAUUUAUAAUAAUAACAACAACAAUACUUUUAUUUUAUGAGGGUUCCACAGUUAGCUAUAUAACUAAUCUUCCCUGAGGCCCUCAUUAUAGAAACGCAUAAACAAAACCCCAAAAAAUCAUUCAAAAACAAAAUGCAAACAUAUACAUGGCAUACAAAAUUUUAUGAAAAAAUAAACAUGAUGAAAUAAUUAAUAUUUAACAUUUUUUCAAUUGGUUGAUUUCAAUAAAUGAUCUGUUAUUUUGUAUUGAAAGAAUUAACAUUUGUAAAAUUUCGUAAAGAUAGAGGCAAAUUGUUUCACAAGUAUGGUCCGGAAUACAUAAAUGAUUUCUUGAACAAUUCGAUUUUUGGUUUAGGGAGUAUGAGGUUUCCUUCAACAGCAUUUCUCAAGGGGUAUGGAUUUCUUUCUGAAACAUAAUAAAACUUGCUAGUAAGAUAUGAUGGGGAAUCAUUUUUUAUGCACUUAUUGCGAACCAAAUGAAACUUUUCCACAGAGUCAUCUAUUGGUCAAACUAUUUAAACUUUUGUCAGUUCUAUUGUCCCAUUGAAUAAAUACAAUAAUCUCUCAUUGAUUAAUUUACCUGAGUAUAAAAAUUAUCUUCUAAAUAGAUGAAAAUACAUUUUUCAACUCAAAAAAAUGCAUGUGAUGUUGUAUUUAUUCAAUACCAAUAAUAUUUUUUCAAUCUGUUGUAAUUUUAAGAUCCUGUUUAACCCUUCACUAUAAGUACACCCCACUUUACAACAAUAAUCGAUUAGUGUUAAAAUAAAACCAUUAUAACAUAAUUUUUCUACAGUCUAGAUUUAGAAAUUUCUUAAUCUAUAAUCAACAAUCUCUUUUCAAUUAUGACGUUUUAUAGGUUGAAUAUGUUAGUUACUGAAGUCUGUGGUCUGAAUUAUAUUUUCAAGUACAAAAGAUGUUAUUAGCACUAUUUUGUGUUUUGAAAAACAUAAAUUAAACACCUGUCUAUAGAUUUAUCCACAGUUAGUUUGUGAAGUCAUGAUUUUUCUAAAGGUUCUGAUAAUAGAAAAAGAAAGAAAUUUGUAAUAGGUUGUACAUGUUAUAGUUAGUAAACUCUCUGGUUUUAACAAUAUAAAGGUACGAAAGACGUCUUUUUGGUGUUGUUUUGAGUAUUGAAAUAUGUGCCAUAUUUUAAGUAAAACAAUGUGCCGUUAAUGUCAACACCUUUAUCUUAAAGUUACUUAAAAAGCUAAAUCUUGCUUUUUCAUAAGAUGUGUUUAUUAGUUUUUUUGUGUUGAAUAGCUUUUCAUAUUUUCUUGUGUUGAAUAGCUUUUCUUCAUUUUUAUGUUGAAUAGCUAGUCAUAUUUUUUUGUGUUGAAUAGCUUGUCAUAUUUUUUUACGUUGAAUAGCUUGUCAUGUUUUUUUGUGUUGAAUAGCUUGUUCAAUUUUUUUAUGAUGAAAAGCUUGUCAUGUUUUUUUUUGUGUUGAAUAGCUUGUCAUAUGUUAAGUUAAACAUUGUGCCUUAAUGUCCACAUUCCAUUUAACAGAUAUAUAAAGAGCUAAUUUUUGUCACAUUUCAGACUAUAUAUAUAUUUUUGUUUUCCUAUAUUUUGAAUAAUGUGCCAUAUUUAUAGCUUAGUGUUGUGCCAUCCGUAAUUCACAAUCAAUGAACACAUUUUUAUUUAAUGCUCAUGUUUUUAUUUAUAUAUUUAUUUUAUUAUUUAUUAACUUAUCUAUUAUUUAUUGAAUUAUUUAUUUCCAGAUACAGCAUUAGUUUAAAAAUAUUCUGGUCAAGCAAAGCACAACAGAAAUGACAUUUUUCUUUAAUUUUUACUUAUUCACAAAUUAGACAGUAAAUGCUUAUGGUUGAGAUAAUUGGAAAAUUAGAAGAUGUGUCUAGAAUUUUAACCAAAAUGAGGACAUAAUCAAACUUCUGUAAGAAGAAAAGAGCAAAAUAUAACCCUAACUUUUAAAAUUCAAAUUCAAAUUGUAAAUUAUUAGUAGUAAACACACUUAAAGGCAACUAAUUUUAAGGUUUCAAAAAUUGAAUGACUUUUUAGAUGAGAUCAGAAUGUUGAAGUAAAAGUAUUUAAUGUAUAAUGUUAAUUAACAUUUAUCUCAAAUUGUUCAAGUACUUGUAGAAGAAUUGGCAACCAAAAUUAGGUUGUGGUGAUAUGAUUAAUAAUAUUUUCUUCAGGCAAACACUAUUCUUAAGUAUAGCUGAUUAAAGUUUAGAAGUUGCAUGUACUUUACUGUGUACCAUUUGCUAGUAUACUUUAAUCGUUUAUUGUUUUGUACA
Molecule: messenger RNA, 8755 nt
Organism: Mytilus californianus (California mussel)
Lineage: Eukaryota; Metazoa; Mollusca; Bivalvia; Mytilida; Mytilidae
Product: helicase with zinc finger domain 2-like
Exons: 9
Coding region: 380-6010 (1876 amino acids)
Molecular function (GO): 5'-3' DNA helicase activity; RNA binding; RNA nuclease activity
Source: RefSeq, a predicted model, not a curated record